UCGGUAUUUCAUGAACACAACAAUCAAACCGCGAGGUGGCGCUACAACCAUCUACCUUUCGGUGACCUUUACUUGGGAUGUUCCGAACCCAGAAGGGAUUUCUUUCGAUGGCUUUCUCGUCCAAGGGUACCAAGAUUAUGACGUCAUAAUGCAUCCCACCGAUCAAUGCAGUUCAAAUGACUCAGUGUGGUUAAAUAUAACCCAUUGUCCCAAUCGCGGAUCUUCAUUGUGUCCAACUGGAGUGUCUAUGACGUCACAGAGCUGUCCUUGUCCUGUCUUGAAUUGCUCCGCACUGACACCUACCGGAUGCAGGGGGAUCAGUAGUUUGAUCGUUGGUCCGACGAGACGAUACGUCACAAUACCUGCGAGCUCAAGGAAAAUGGAAUUCAUUAUUGAUUUUAUCACUCUAUUUGACCUAACGAUUUUACCCUAUUACAGUAACGUCGCUGGCUUCAACAUAGAGUACAUGUUUGCGAAGAACACUGACUGUAUGACGUCAAUAAUGAAGGAUAAUGACGUCACAGGGGCAGAGGCUAUAGCGCUUUGUUGUGGUAAGAUGCUAAUAUUGUGUUUGUUACGUAUUAACAUAUAUUCUGCUACUUUACAACCAGAUGUUUAAACGACGCAGCC
Messenger RNA from Ciona intestinalis (vase tunicate), 630 nucleotides. The record is from RefSeq and is a predicted model, not a curated record. NCBI's taxonomy places the organism in Eukaryota, Metazoa, Chordata, Ascidiacea, Phlebobranchia, Cionidae.